Asparagus officinalis (garden asparagus) is the source of this 1792-nucleotide messenger RNA. RefSeq names its product probable mitochondrial-processing peptidase subunit beta, mitochondrial. Bases 317 to 1477 code for a protein of 386 amino acids. NCBI's taxonomy places the organism in Eukaryota, Viridiplantae, Streptophyta, Magnoliopsida, Asparagales, Asparagaceae. The record is from RefSeq and is a predicted model, not a curated record. The transcript is spliced from 9 exons. Gene Ontology annotation, molecular function: metal ion binding. Gene Ontology annotation, cellular component: mitochondrion.
CCACUCCCACCUCCCUCUCGGUGCUUCACUACGAUCGGAUGCCGCCGCGCGUCAAAUCGAAAGCUCCAGCGCCUCGAGAAUCCGGAUCCCCGCUUCCUCCGCUACGCUCCCUCCACCCGACCCUAGCGGAUCACACCGCCAUCCUCUCAGGCCCCCGAGACCCGCGUCACCACGCUCGCCAACGCCCCUCCGCGUCGCCACCGAGUCCAUUGCCUGCAACACGCGGACUACGAGCGCACCGGUCGGCGUGUGGAUCGACGCCGGAUCUCGGUUCGAGACGGACGAGACCAACGGCACUGCCCACUUCUUGGAGCAUAUGAUAUUCAAGGGGACGGAGACGAGGAGUGUGAGGCAGUUGGAGGAGGAGAUUGAGAACAUGGGGGCUCAUCUCAACGCUUAUACGUCGAGGGAGCAGACUACUUACUAUGCCAAGGUUAUCGAGAAGGACGUGGGGAAGGCGGUGGAGAUCUUGGCUGAUAUUCUUCAGAACUCCAAGUUUGAUGAGGCCAGGAUCUAUAGGGAGAGGGAUGUCAUAUUGAGGGAGAUGGAAGAGGUCGAGGGACAAACUGAAGAGGUGCUAUUUGAUCAUUUACAUGCAACAGCAUUCCAGUACACCCCAUUAGGAAGAACUAUAUUGGGGCCUGCUCAGAACAUCAAGACAAUCACAAAAGAGCAUCUUAAAAACUACAUUGCAACUCAUUACACAGCCCCUAGAAUGGUUAUAUCUGCUGCUGGCGCAGUUAACCAUGGAGCUCUAGUCGACCAGGUGAAGAAGCUGUUCACACAUCUUUCAGCUGAUCCGACCACUGCAUCUCAGUUGGUUGCAAAAGAACCAGCUACCUUUACUGGUUCAGAGGUCCGGAUAAUUGAUGAUGACAUGCCACUAGCACAGUUUGCUGUUGCUUUCUCCGGUGCACCCUGGACAGAUCCAGAUUCAAUUGCUUUGAUGGUCAUGCAAUCAAUGCUAGGUUCUUGGAACAAGAAUACUGGUGGAGGAAAGCACAUGGGUUCGGAGCUAGUCCAGAAGGUUGGGAUCAAUGAAGUAGCUGAGAACAUGAUGGCUUUCAAUACGAACUAUAAAGAUACUGGGCUCUUUGGUGUUUAUGCAGUUGCCAAGCCAGAUUGCUUGGAUGAUUUAUCGUUUGCGAUUAUGAAUGAAAUUAGCAAGUUAUGUUAUCGGGUUUCAGAUGCUGAUGUUACUCGUGCGCGAAAUCAGUUGAAAUCUUCUCUCCAACUUCACAUUGAUGGCACUAGCCCCAUUGCUGAGGAUAUUGGUCGCCAGCUUCUGACUUAUGGGCGCCGAAUUCCAGCGGCAGAGCUUUUUGCAAGAAUUGAUGCAGUUGAUGCUCGCACUGUCAAACGUGUUGCAAACCGCUUCAUAUUUGAUCAGGAUGUUGCGAUCGCUGCAAUGGGACCAAUCACGAAGCUUCCUGACUACAACUGGUUUAGGCGUCGCACCUACUUGAACCGUUACUAGUUUCUUUUCUUCCCUUUUCCUUAUUAUAUUUAUGUUCUUCAAGUGAACUGAUUCAUGACUGCGCUUGAAGUCUCAUUCUACUCAGGCUGCAGCGAUGUUUAAUACAUCAUCAAAUCCUUUGGUGAACCAAAGUUUGUUAAUUUCAUUUUUGUUUUAAUUUUGGUAUGUGACAUCUCUUUCGCAAUAAUUUGUUUUGGAUAGGUGACAAGGUGGCCUAUGUAGAAAACAUUGACUUUAAAUUCAUUCUUCUCUACACAUUUAGAAAUUAGCCAUGUUCUGAAGCCCGAAUAAAAAUUAUAAUCAUUUUCGAAUUUA